Pseudoliparis swirei is the source of this 941-nucleotide messenger RNA. It is a transcript of the gene psmb7, whose product is annotated as proteasome 20S subunit beta 7. The record is from RefSeq and is a predicted model, not a curated record. The coding region runs from base 19 to 846 and encodes 275 amino acids. Gene Ontology annotation, cellular component: proteasome core complex. Lineage: Eukaryota; Metazoa; Chordata; Actinopteri; Perciformes; Liparidae. Gene Ontology annotation, molecular function: threonine-type endopeptidase activity. The transcript is spliced from 8 exons.
AGUCCUCCAUUCACCGAGAUGGCGACAUUGGCAGUGCACCAGUCACCGGUCGGCGGUUUCUGUUUCGAGAACUGCAAGAGAAAUGCACUUUUGGAAGCUGAAGCGAACAAAGUGGGAAGCAGCUUGCCGGCUGCUCGUAAAACAGGAACCACCAUCUGUGGGAUCGUCUUCAAGGAUGGCGUCAUCCUCGGAGCCGACACCAGAGCCACGGAGGGAAUGAUCGUGGCCGACAAGAACUGCUCCAAGAUCCACUACAUCUCCCCCAACAUCUACUGUUGUGGGGCAGGGACAGCUGCAGACACGGAGAUGACCACCCAGAUCAUCUCGUCCAACCUGGAGCUGCACGCCCUCUCCACGGGCCGGCUGCCCCGCGUGGCCACCGCCAACCGCAUGCUGAAGCAGAUGCUCUUCAGGUAUCAGGGCUACAUCGGUGCUGCCCUGGUUCUGGGAGGAGUGGACUGUAACGGGCCUCAUCUUUACAGCAUCUACCCCCACGGCUCCACCGACAAGCUGCCCUACGUCACCAUGGGUUCUGGAUCUCUGGCGGCCAUGGCGGUGUUUGAGGACCGCUACAAGCCUGACAUGGAGGAGGAGCAGGCCAAGCGUCUGGUGCGAGACGCCAUCGCCGCCGGCAUCUUCAACGACCUCGGCUCCGGCAGCAACAUCGACCUGUGUGUCAUCACCAAGGGGAAGCUGGACUACAUCCGGCCCCACGACGAGGUCAACAAGAAGGGGGUCAGAACCGGCGAUUACAAGUACAAGAGAGGGACCACCGGCGUGCUGACGAAGGCCACGCUGAACCUGCAGGUGGUGGAGGAGACGGUCCUCACCAUGGACACGUCCUAGAGGACCCGCCUCGAGGACCCAGUCUCGUCAUGUCGUUCACAGUUCAGAACACAAAUGUUGUUUUUCAUUAUUUACAAUAAAAGCGUUUGAGUUGA